Molecule: messenger RNA, 1701 nt
Organism: Chlamydomonas reinhardtii
Lineage: Eukaryota; Viridiplantae; Chlorophyta; Chlorophyceae; Chlamydomonadales; Chlamydomonadaceae
Exons: 2
Coding region: 102-530 (142 amino acids)
Source: RefSeq, a predicted model, not a curated record
UACCAGUUGCCUGGCCGCCCCUACAUCCUCGUGGCGCUGGUUGAUUAUUGGCAAUGGUGAGGUCAACCUCCCCCUGCACCGCAAACACACAGGUUGCCAAGAUGCUGAAGGAGCGGGGCUGGACAUCGGAUCUGGUGUUUGCCUCCAACAGCAAGCGCACUAAGCAAACAUUGGACGAGAUGGCGGAAGUGAUGCACGAGCUCGCUGACGUGGACACGCACUACUACGGCAGCCUGUACACGGCUGCGUUGCUCAGCCACGUGCCGCCCGAGACGGACGUGAAGAGCCAUUUGAGGUCCGUGUUCCGGCGCUUCUCCGCCGCGCAGCAGCAGCAGCAGCAGCAGCAGCAGCAGCAGCAGCAGCAGCAGCAGCAGCAGCAGCAGCAGCACGGCAAGAGGCCGGCCGCGGUGGUAGAGCUGGGCGGGCCGGCGGGCGGCGGCGCCGCUGCGGCGCUGCCGGUGAGCUACUUUUCGCUGGGCGGGAGUAAGAACAAAACAGACAAGGUUGUGUGUGUCAAAGCAAGCGCGUAGCGCUACACGAGCCGAGGGCUGGAUGGAUCGCGUACGGUUUUGCGGCGCGCAAGAUUCGAGGGGAGGGUAUGUAGUUGAUGGUACUUGAUGUGCUUCGGAAGCGGCCUGCAAAAUCCAUUUGAGGAGGGGUAUGCAAAAUAUUUGGGAAGCAUGCUGAAGCAUGAAGCAUGAUUUGGGAGGUAGGGUGGUGUGCAUGGCAACAGGGCAGGCGGUCAUGGCAUAUCUUCAUGCGUACAAUGUUGUGCACUUGGGAAUGGAGUGGGUUGCGGAAACGGUUGUAGCUGCUAGCUAUGCAAGGAGGGGGACGAGAAGGCGGCAUCAGACAACUGCUAAUAAGUAUGUAUGUUGUAUUAAAGUAAGGCUGCAUGGCAUGGGUCCACCGCCGCACGGUGGAGUUUGGAGGCGAUUGCCGCCGCCGUGAAGACUCAAGCGGUCAAGCGUAAGAAACACAUCCCAUCCUGGGGUAUCAGUGCUUGAGCAUUGUCGCAAUGACGCAUUCGUAUGCACGCAUUCGUAUGCAUGUGCCAAGCGCCCGUACGUGCACCCAGGCAUUAAUACCACCACAUGCACGCGCCGCAACGCGCGCUGCUGGCCUGCAAUCCUGCAUUAAGUACACGACAAAGAAACACUGGUGGAGGGAUUGUACGGUACCUACGGGUGCCAUUACUGCGAAGGUCCUGGAUUAUGUUUUUGGUGUUGGAGGCGUGGUUGGCAAUCGGUUGAGGAUGCGGUCGGUUCCAUGGCUCAUGCACGUGCACGUGCAUACGACUUGCGCUGCAGGCACCAGGUCUGGUAGUAUGUGUGGGUGCCUGUACGACAUCCGUAGCUAUUCUUAUAUGCAGUUUGCGCGGGUGCAAAAGAGAUUGGCGCCCCCUGCUAUGAUGAUCACACGUUCACCCUGUUUCGGUCAUCCAAUGGCAUGCGACUCGUAGGAAGAGCACAGGGUUGAGGAUUGCGCAUUCUUGGGCCGAGGCCCCUGAAACAAAAGACACCUGCUCCAGUGUGGGUGCCCUCGGGUCCUUCCACGGGGCCUGCAUGCAUGCAACCCAUCCACACACGUGUCCCUACAAGGGAAGCCCGCUGAAGCCAGUGCCACAAGUCGCCCGUGCAGUGCGUGACUGCAGUCUGGGCCGCCCACCAGCAUGAUGCACGUGGACUCGACACCGACCGG